AUGACAACCAAAUAUAGAUACCAUUUUUUCAAGAAUGUAAGAGCUCGGGGGGAAUUUCCACGGUUACUAUUUGUAGCUGCAGGGGUUCCAUAUGAAGAUGUGAGAUGUGAACGACAUGGCAAGGAAUGGGACGAGAAAAAGCCACAAAUGCCUGGUCGAACACUACCUGUAUUGGAGUUAAAUGGAGAAUUGUUUGAUGAGAGUGUGGUGAUUGCCAGAUAUUUAGCCAGGGAAUUCGGAUUAACAGGAAAAACUAAUUACGAACAAUUACUGACGGAUACCAUUGUAGAGAAAAUUAUACAGGUCAGAGAAUCCUUUUCUGGAUUUGUUUUCGAGAAAGACGAAGAAAAGAAGGCAGCAGCUGUCGAGAAAUUUACCAAAGAGCUAUUACCACUGGUUUUAGGUGUGAUAGAAAAUAUUGCAGCCAAAAAUAAAGAAAGUGAUUUCCUCGUUGGAGAUUCGUUAACGUGGGCUGAUUUAGCAGUAUUUGAUCUUUGUCAACAUCUGACGAACUUUGACUCCCAUGUUUUAGACAAUUAUCCUAAUAUAGCAGCCAAUUAUAAACUGGUCCCUCUCCUACCUAGAUUAGAUGAUUAUUUACGAAAUAGACCCGUUACAGUUAUUUAG
This is a messenger RNA of Lottia gigantea (owl limpet), 627 nucleotides long. RefSeq lists its product as hypothetical. Gene Ontology annotation, biological process: glutathione metabolic process. The transcript has 5 exons. Gene Ontology annotation, molecular function: glutathione transferase activity. The coding region runs from base 1 to 627 and encodes 208 amino acids. NCBI's taxonomy places the organism in Eukaryota, Metazoa, Mollusca, Gastropoda, Lottiidae. The record is from RefSeq and is a predicted model, not a curated record.